UAUAUAAGCUCUCUAAGUGUAGAACUGUUGGCAGCAGCUAAGAUGAAGUACUUGACGUGUGGAUUGCUUUUGCUGGCACUGCUGCCGGCUCUAAUCAGCGCGUAUCCCAGCACCGUGGUGGUGAAUGGCGUCUGUUUGACUUGUCCCAAUCCAAAUGGUGAGUCGGUGUACAUCGAUGGCCAGGAAUAUCGCAGCUUCUCCAACGGCAAUGUGGUUGUCAGUCGCCCGGGCUACAACAAUGGCCGCAACACGAUUGUGAGACGUGGUGGCUCGACUGUGGUUAACGGCAACUGUGAGAUAUGUAAUGUUGAUGUUUAAAGGCAGCAAAUAGUUAGUUUAACUAACUGAAAUAAACCUUAAAAUCACAA
Drosophila hydei is the source of this 368-nucleotide messenger RNA. RefSeq lists its product as uncharacterized. The transcript is spliced from 3 exons. NCBI's taxonomy places the organism in Eukaryota, Metazoa, Arthropoda, Insecta, Diptera, Drosophilidae. Gene Ontology annotation, biological process: defense response. The coding region runs from base 43 to 318 and encodes 91 amino acids. The record is from RefSeq and is a predicted model, not a curated record.